Messenger RNA from Staurois parvus, 297 nucleotides. The record is from the annotation of a GenBank genome assembly. NCBI's taxonomy places the organism in Eukaryota, Metazoa, Chordata, Amphibia, Anura, Ranidae.
CCGGCUCCUCCCCUUCAGUCUUGCACAGGUGUACCGGCUCCUCCCCUUCAGUCUUGCACAGGUGUACCAGCUCCUCCCCUUCAGUCUUGCACAGGUGUACCGGCUCCUCCCCUUCAGUCUUGCACAGGUGUACCGGCUCCUCCCCUUCAGCCUUGCACAGGUGUACCGGCUCCUCCCCUUCAGCCUUGCACAGGUGUACCAGCUCCUCCCCUUCAGUCUUGCACAGGUGUAGCGGCUCCUCCCCUUCAGUCUUGCACAGGUGUACCAGCUCCUCCCCUUCAGUCUUGCAUAGGUGUA